Messenger RNA from Drosophila serrata, 1105 nucleotides. RefSeq lists its product as uncharacterized. The record is from RefSeq and is a predicted model, not a curated record. Lineage: Eukaryota; Metazoa; Arthropoda; Insecta; Diptera; Drosophilidae.
UACAACUUGUAAGAUUUAAAAAAGAAACCCCGUUUUUUCAAUCCGAAUGAAUGACUGAAUUUCUAAAUUUAUUCGCGAUAUAUUAAACUGUGUAGCCCCAAAAUUGUUAUCAUCUAGUUUUUCAAACAAAACCCAAGUCGCAAGGAUUGCAUAUACCGUCACAUUUAACAUUUUAAAUCUUUGACAUAAAAGAACUCAUAGCCACACUUUUCAAGCCAAUUUUCAGCGAUUUCAGUGUCUCCCAAUAAUUAAAUAUAUUCAAAGUGUUGUUUGUACGCAACAGCUGUUUCUAGAACAUAUUUUGACAAAAGGCUAGGUUUGACAUGAAAAAGGAAGUGGCAACACAAAGAUCAACAGAUGCGUUGAACAGACCAAAAAUGUACUAACGCCAACGCCAUAUAGCGCCUCAUCAACAAAAACAUUUUAAAAUAAUGAGAAAGAAUGAUGACAAAGUCUUAUCUAAACAAGACCCUGUGCUCCAACCCCCAACAACGCCUCCUAGACAGCUUUUCCAACCUAAGGGAGACGGACACAUUGACCUCCGUCAGGAUCAUGAGCCAAAAGCAGGAACAUCGGAAAUUCGCAUCAAAAGCGAAUCGAGCUUGCCAUUCUGCGAGGAUCUGUGGGAUGUCUUGGACGAGCUAGGGGAAAUCCUGGAUGAAGAGCUGGCCGAGUCGGCUUUUGAGUUGAAGCCAGAGAUCACUCCGCCACCACCUUCUAUGUGCCUGGACGAUGACACAUCCCUGUUUACUAGGAGAAGUAACUAUGAUAACAAUCGUUCCUCCCUCAACAUCGAGUUUAUUGAAAGUGGAACAACUCAAAUAAUUGAAUCGCCUGACUCGAACAGCCACAACAAGCCUAAAAACAGUUCAUCCAACGCUGGCCAGGAAGGAAAUCCUGUAACCCAAAGGAGUUCCUCAAAAGUAAAAAGAGCAAUAGAGCCGAAUCCUCAAAGUCCCCGCCCAUCGUCGAAAGAGCGUAGAAGUACAAAUACAAGGAGUAAGACUGGACACAAUCUUAGAUCUAAACAUAUUAGAAGUGGCUUCGACAGCCAAAGAAGCUCCCGAAGUCAGUCUAAGCAAAAAAAAACUUAGACAAAUCUAGA